UUAUAUUUCAUCAUAAACAUAAAGCCGACAAUAAUCCUCCAAUGACACGGACCAUCCUCGUAACAGGAGCCACCGGCCAACAAGGCACGUCCUUGAUCGCAGCCUUGCGACCACGCGACACCGACUCCGCAGACUACCGCGUCCUUGCGCUGUCACGGAGCAAAACCAGCCCAUCGGCCAAGCACCUCGUUCAAGAGAAGCAUGUUACUGUAGUCGAAGGUGACUUGAAUGAUCGUGUUUCUAUUGCCCGUGUCUUUCAGGAAGCCCGGGACGGGGAUGGCACUAUCUGGGGCGUGUUUAUGGUUCUCGCUUUUCCGGGUCUAGGGAAGAAUGCUGACGCUGAGGAAGCUCAGGGGAAGUUACUGGCAGACGUGGCGCUGGAGUACGGCGUUUCGGCCUUUAUUUACUCUUCGGCGCUGCGCUCUGGACCGAAAUAUGACGAUCAGUUGGAGCGGUCGGGGAAGGCGAAAGUCAAUGUUGAAAGACACGUGAAGGAGAUCGGGUUGCCUUGGGCCAUUGUGAAGCCGGGGUUUUUCAUGGAGAAUUUCUCUGGUAUGCUUGGCCCUCUGGCCGUUCAUCUGAUGAAGGCUGGGAUGAAGCCCGAGACUCGUCUGGAUCUGGUGGCUGCCCAAGAUAUAGGUCGUGUUGUAGCAGCUGUCUUCAAGGACUUUUCCAACUGCUCAUCCCGUGAGGUCAUCAUAGUUUCCGAAUCCCUAACCGCCAGCCAGAUAGAAAGGACGUACCGUCCUACCACGGGGCUCGUCGGCUCAUAUGUUUCGCCAUGCCUAGCCCGCUUGGUAUUGAAGAUCAAUGCCGAUACUCAGAAUCUUGUGCAAACUAUUAAUGAUACAUACGAUCGAUCGAUCAACGGGGACUAUCCAGAACGUGAAGAUGAAAUCCAACUUGCGAAAGAUGUUUGUCCCCAACGGACUACAUUCCAUGAAUGGGUCAGCAAGGCGGAUUCAGAGGUCCAGGAGGGAUGGAACCGGGUGAGCAUUUGGGGGCUUCUCACUGGGAGGAGUUGACUUUCCUCAAUCAUAAUGUAAAAUGUCAUCGAAUUGUAGGAGACGUAUGUUGUCUUGAAUAUGUCCCUUAUCAGUGAACUAAAAAUCCAAAAUCAAGACAUCGGGU
Molecule: messenger RNA, 1131 nt
Organism: Aspergillus steynii IBT 23096
Lineage: Eukaryota; Fungi; Ascomycota; Eurotiomycetes; Eurotiales; Aspergillaceae
Product: NAD(P)-binding protein
Exons: 6
Coding region: 42-1025 (327 amino acids)
Source: RefSeq, a predicted model, not a curated record